UAGUGCUAUACUUUAUUUCGUGCUUCGCAUCAUGAGAGUACUAAUUAAUAUUGAAUAAGUUUUGCACUUCCAAUCAUGUUUACGUUUUCUACGAAGAGGCAAGGGCGUCUUUUGUUUUAUUGUAUUUUGUGGAGUACUUGCUUUGGAUUUCCAAUAUCUGCUCAAUCCUUACAUGCUGAUGAAGUACGAACACUUCAACAAAUGGCCAUCACAAUGGAGUCAGGGUCGACUUGGAAUUUAGACAACCCUUGCGGACCUCAGCGCACCAAAAAUGUGAAUAUUACAUGUAAACUUGGAGGCAACAGCGGUGUCUAUCACAUUACCGAAUUGCGUUUGAAAGACCUACAUCUUUCGGGGAAGCUUCCGCCUGAACUAGUCAAUCUUAAGUAUCUUAAAAAAGUUGACUUCACCCGUAACUUUCUUCACGGCUCACUUCCGCCAAUAUGGAGUACGAUGGAGAACUUGACCUUCAUUUCUCUCACCGCCAAUCGCUUAUCAGGAGAAAUUCCGAAAGAGUGGGGAAAUUUUUCCAGUCUUACUUACCUGAGCUUUGAAGCCAACAAUUUUUCUGGUAAUGUUCCCAAGGAGCUUGGUAAUUUGGUCAGCCUAACCCACCUGAUCUUUUCCUCAAAUAAGUUUGUGGGAAGGUUGCCGGAGACUCUUGCAAACCUUAAUAAGUUGGAGGAGUUCCGGCUAAGUGAUAAUAACUUUGAAGGCCCUAUACCAGAAUUCAUAGCGAACUUCUUACAACUUACCAAACUGCAACUGUGCGCAACUGGAUUGGAAGGACCUAUCCCUGCAGAGAUUUUUCAACAUUUAGGAAACUUAAAAGAGCUGACGAUUACUGAUAUGGCUGGUCCGAAGUCUGACUUUCCGGCUCUACGCAGCAACCGGACGGAGAUGAACUUGGUAUUGAGAAACGUGAAUUUAUCUGGAACCAUCCCCGAUGAAAUCUGGAAAAUGAUCUCUCAGAUGAACAUGCUAGACGUAAGCUUUAAUGAGUUGGAAGGAGAACCAUAUGCUAAGUCCGUCACAGCAAAAUUUAUGUUUUUCACGAGCAACAAGUUCAAUGGAAGAGUACCCGAGUCAUUCCUUGACAAUUCUCAGACUGACGAUAUUGAUCUGUCCUAUAAUAACUUUUCUUGGUCAGACACCCCAUGCAAUUUGGCAAGGCUGGACAGAGUAAACACGUAUCGGAUUUCAUCCUUCAACAGCCAACAGAGCCUUCUUCCUUGCUCGCCUACAUUCAAUUGCCAAACAUACCGCAAAUCUUCGCUUCAUAUAAAUUGUGGUGGGCCGAGUGUAACAGUCAAAAAUGCCAAUGGUAGCCUUCUGUAUGAGGAGGACACAACCGAUGGAUAUGGCGGUGCAAAGAGUCACAAUUCUGGAGAAUACUGGGGGUUUAGUAGCACCGGAGAUUUCAUGGAUGACGAUGGUGAUACGAUUAGUCAUAUUGUGAAAACUGAGGAGCAGUUUGGGGAUUCAGAAUCAUUGUAUAACACAGCACGUAUAUCUCCGUUGUCUCUUACCUACUUUGCUUGUCUAGAAAACGGAACGUACACGGUGAAACUGCACUUUGCGGAGAUCAUAUUUGGAAAUUACAGCGGUAUUGGGAGGCGAAUAUUUGACAUUUACAUUCAGGGAAAGAUAUUGUCCAAGGAUUUUAAUAUAGAAGAGGAAGCCAAUAGAACUGGUAAUAAAGCUGUUGUAAUGCACUAUCGCAAUGUGAGUGUGAUCGAUCAUACCCUGGAUAUUCGCUUUUACUGGGCUGGAAAAGGCACCACUGUCGUUCCUAAGAGGGGAAGUUAUGGUAUUCUUAUAUCUGCUAUUUCCGUCUGUCCAAGUUCAAAAUCUCAUUGUGAAGAACAUAAAAAGAAAUCUUUUGUGGCUGCUAUAAUUGCUUCAGUCUUAUGCCUAUUCUCCCUGGUAACUGGUGUCCUCAUUUGGAGAAGAUAUCGCCGGAAUAAAUACAAAAGAGAAAGAUCUGCAGACCUUACGGGACUAGAGCUGCUAACAGGCUCGUUUAGUUUGAGACAACUGAGAGCUGCGACUAACGAUUUUAGUCCCGAAAACAAGAUUGGAGAAGGUGGUUUUGGAAGUGUUUACAAGGGUCAGUUAUCAGAUGGUACAGUCAUUGCUGUCAAGAAAAUGUCUUCAAAAUCCAGCCAAGGAAAUCGGGAAUUUAUAACUGAGAUAGGCGUGAUAUCUGGCUUGCAGCAUCCAAAUCUAGUGAAGCUUUAUGGAUGUUGCAUUGAACGCGACGAGCUACUGCUUGUGUACGAGUACAUGGAAAAUAAUUGCCUUGGCCGUGCACUUUUUGGUCCAGGAACAAGUAGUCCAAAACUGGAUUGGGCAACGAGGUUCAACAUAUGUGUUGGAAUAGCCGAAGGUCUUUUCUUUCUUCAUGAAGGGUCACCUCUGAAGAUUGUUCAUAGAGACAUCAAGGCAACAAAUGUGCUGCUCGACAGGGAUCUUAAUGCCAAGAUUUCGGAUUUUGGAUUGGCUAAGCUUCAUGAAGAUGAGAACACCCACAUUAGUACCCGAGUUGCUGGAACUAUCGGAUACAUGGCUCCGGAAUAUGCACUAUGGGGUUAUUUGACUGAGAAAGCAGAUGUGUACAGCUUUGGGGUGGUUGCUUUAGAAAUUGUCAGUGGGAAGAGUAAUACAAAUUACAGGCCUCAAAAUGGAUGUGUUUGCCUUCUUGAUUAUGCUUUUGUCUUGCAACAGAAAGGAGAAUUGUUGGAGAUAGUGGAUCAAGAUCUAGGCGAAAUCAACAAGGAACAGGUUGAAAGAGUAAUCAAAGUGGCACUUUUAUGUACCAAUGCAUCUCCAAUGGUGAGGCCUACAAUGUCCGAUGUCAUCGACAUGCUCAAAGAGCAAACCACGGUUCAGGAAGUGGUUUCUGAUCCUGGUAUUUACGGUGAUGUUUUGACAAAUGAUGUGAGAUUUAACAGCCUCAAAGCCUACUAUCAACAAACUCAAAACAAGAAUACACUUGAUACCCAAGGUUCCGAUUUUAAUUUGAACAAACCCGCCGCAAGUACUUCUGCCAAUGAUCUCUACCCGAUGAAUCCAGAAUCCUUAACUAUAUCUGGCCAUGAUCUCUAUCAGAUCAAUCUCCAGUCUGCAAACAAUAGUGAUUUCUUCUCUGAUGUCACAGAUAGUUCUUCAAUGUGUGAACGGUUCUUAUUGCAUAAAUCAUACGGUGGACCCAGAAUUACUUUUAAUUAUAAUACUUGCAAAACUCUUCUUUUGAGAACACAAACAAUUAUAAGAAUGUUAUUUGCCAAGCAGUGGUGGUUUCUUCUACUUUUUAUCACUCUGUGGAGUUGCAAUGGAGUGCUGUUAACACACGCUCAAGUACUUCACGCUGAUGAAGUGGAAGCUCUAAAAGAAAUAGCUAAAGAAGUUGGGAAGAAAGACUGGAACUUCAGCAUAAACCCCUGCAGUAAAGACAAAAUAUGGAUCACACCAAUGCCUGAUGGCAUGCCAUUGUACAACAAUACUGUCAAUUGCAAUUGCAGCAAUGGAAUUUGCCACGUUAUUCACCUAUUUCUUAAAGGGCAGGAUCUUGAUGGAGUGCUUCCUCCAUCUCUUGCUAAGUUACCAUACCUCCAACAAGUCGACUUCACGAGGAACUAUCUCCAUGGCAACAUACCAAGGGAAUGGGCUACCAUGAAGCACUUGGAAUACCUGGCCGUCAAUGUGAACAACUUAACGGGAACGAUUCCUAGCUACUUGGGAAACAUUAGAAGUCUCAUAUAUGUGAGCUUAGAGAGCAACAUGUUCUCAGGCCCCGUUCCACCUGAGCUGGGGAAUUUGGUUAACUUGGUAAAUCUGAUUCUUAAUUCUAAUAAUCUCACCGGAUCAUUGCCUUCGGCUCUCUUUAGCCUAUCCAAAUUGAAAGAACUUAGAAUUAGUAGCAAUAACUUCACGGGAAGAAUACCCGAUGUUUUCCACCAUUGGCCAAAUCUUGAGAAAUUAGAAAUCCAAGCCAGUGGUUUCGAGGGGCCAAUCCCUUCUAGUAUAUCUGUAUUAUCUAAUUUAACUCAACUAAGGAUCAGCGAUUUGAAUGGAGCGCAGCGCUCAAAUUUUCCUUCCUUGAGGAAAAUGACAAACCUGAGUAGAUUGAUGUUGAGGAGUUGUAAUCUCUACGGAAAUAUCCCUCCAUUCAUAUCUCAGUUGAGACAACUCCAAAAGCUAGAUCUCAGCUUUAACAGAUUGGAAGGUCAUAUUCCUGAUUUGAAAUAUCUAGAGAGGUUGGAGAAAAUAUGUUUGACAAGCAACUUGCUCAGUGAUCCCUUUCCAGAAUGGAUACAAACGAGAUUGGAUACCAAGUUGAGAACAGAUCUUUCCUAUAAUAACUUCUCUGAAAGCUCUAUCCCAUCCACUUGCAGCGAAUCACUGAAUUUGUUCAGAAGCUUUUCUUCGAAAGACAACUUAUCACUAGCAAAGUGCCUAAGUAACACAUGUACACAAGAUUAUUAUUCACUACACAUAAACUGUGGUGGAAAAGAAACCACCAUUGGAAAAUUGAAAUAUGAAGAGGAUCAAAACCAAGGCGGUGAAGCGAAAUUCAAACCUGAAAAAUAUGGUAGAUGGGACAAAAGUACAACAGGAGAGUUCUUGGAUGUAGGCACAAACCAGACAAUAGAUUAUAUAGCAAAGAAUGUAUCUACACUCAGAAUGAAAAACUCUGAAUUGUACACUCAAGGCAGUCUCUCUGCUCUUUCUCUAACAUAUUUUGCGCGCUGUCUGGCGAAUGGAAACUACACAGUGAAGCUUCACUUUGCAGAGAUCAUUAUUCGAGACAAUAGAUCUUUCCAAAGUCUUGGAAGGAGAUUAUUUGAUGUUUACAUUCAGGAAAAAUUGGUACUGAAGGACUUUAACAUUGAAAAGGAAGCAGGCGGGGUUGACAAGGUUGUCAUUAAGGAAUUCAAUAAAAUCAAGGUCAAGAAUAAGAUUCUGGAGAUCCGGUUUCAUUGGUCCGGGAAAGGAACGACAUCUGCCCCAAAGAGGGGAACAUAUGGUCCUCUUAUAUCAGCUAUCUCUAUGGACUCUGAGUUCAAGCCUCCUGAAGAAAAAAAAAAGAUUUCUAUUGCAAUCGGUGCUGUCAUUUCAGGAUUAGGACUUAUUUUUGCAAUUAUAAGCCUUCUUUGGUGGAAAGGCUUCUUUGGAGGAAGCAUAUCAAGAGAAAAAGAACUCAGAGGGCUUGACUUGCAAACUGGUUUUUUUACAUUCAGACAAAUUAAAGCUGCUACUAACAACUUUGAUCCAAUAAAUAAGAUUGGAGAAGGCGGUUUUGGAUCUGUAUUCAAGGGUAUAUUGUUGGAUGGUAGCAUAAUUGCAGUAAAGCAACUUUCAUCAAAAUCAAGGCAAGGAAAUCGCGAGUUUGUAAAUGAAAUAGGCAUGAUUUCUGGUUUACACCAUCCAAAUCUUGUUAGACUGUACGGAUGUUGCAUUGAAGGGAAUCAGUUGUUCUUGGUGUAUGAAUACAUGGAAAAUAAUAGUCUUGCUCGCGCUUUAUUUGGUCCGGAUGAUGGCAGAUUGAAUCUGGAUUGGCCUACAAGGCAUAAAAUAUGUGUAGGCAUAGCAAAAGGCCUGGCUUUUUUACAUGAGGAAUCAACACUGAGAGUUGUUCAUAGAGACAUCAAAACUACCAACAUUCUACUUGACAAAGACCUUAAUCCUAAGAUCUCCGACUUUGGUUUGGCCAAGCUUGAUGAAGAAGAGAACACCCACAUUAGCACAAGAAUUGCUGGAACUAUAGGAUACAUGGCACCAGAAUAUGCAUUAUGGGGCUACUUGACCUAUAAAGCAGAUGUUUUCAGCUUUGCUGUUGUUGCACUAGAAAUUCUUGCUGGGACGAGUAACAUGAAAUAUAGACCAAAUGAAAACUAUGUUUGCCUAGUGGAUUGGGCCCUUGUUUUACAACAACAAGGGAAUUUAAUGGAGCUGGUGGAUCCAAACUUGGGGUCUGAUUUUAACAAGGAAGAGGCAGUUAGAAUGAUCAAAAUAGCCAUAUUAUGCACAAAUCAAUCGCCUGCACUUAGGCCUAUAAUGUCUGCAGUUGUAAGCAUGCUUGAGGGCCGAACCGCGGUACAUGACUUGAUCAUGGAUCCAAGUAUUUAUGGCGAUGAGCUAAGGUUUACAGCCUUGAGAAAGCAGUUCGAUCAGAUGGCACAACGUAGCCUGACUGAAUCGCAGAGCCUCGUUCAAUCUGCGCAAGAUCUCUACGAGGUCAAUCCUGAGUCUGUCACCAUUUCUAGUCAUGAUCUCUACAAUGUCAAUCCGGAGUCUGUAAAUAACAGCAGCAUAUCCUCUUUGACGUCAAAGCAUAGCUCUUGAACUUCUUGCGUAAGUGAAGAAAAUAUUCUAUUAUGCAGACCUAUUAAAAGAUUAUGUAUUAGACCUCCCAAAAUAUUGAGGCCAGUGAUUGCAGCUUUGGCAUGUUUAAAAUAAUGCACUCAUACAGAUUAUCUUGUUUUCACAAAAGUUUAGGAAAGUCAUAUGAUUGGUCCUUCAUAUUGGAAUUGGAUUUUGAUUGCUUUUGAAAAGGUUUCUAUA
Molecule: messenger RNA, 6567 nt
Organism: Morus notabilis
Lineage: Eukaryota; Viridiplantae; Streptophyta; Magnoliopsida; Rosales; Moraceae
Exons: 50
Coding region: 76-6348 (2090 amino acids)
Biological process (GO): protein phosphorylation
Molecular function (GO): protein kinase activity; protein binding; ATP binding
Source: RefSeq, a predicted model, not a curated record